AUGAAAGGCCCUAUAACCGCGGCGGUCCUCUGGCUGCACCUGCACUUCAGCCAGUCAGCGUGGGCAUACGGCCCCCGCGGGGCGGCCGAGAGGGCCUUCUACUACAGCGUUUACCUGAUGGAAGAAAUCCGCGGCUUCCAGGGGCUCGGGGGCGAGUACAGGCUCGCGUCUGGCUGCAGAGCGACGCCGACGAAGACCGCGGCCGGCACCGCCGUUUUGGACACCAAACCGGACAUGAGCAAGAUACAGUGGCCCACGGGCAAGGGCCCUGCCAAAACAGGCAGCGUCACCACUGUUGCAGCCAUCUACAAGCACGUCAUGAAGGCAAAGAUCAGCGGCGCCCACAUCACAAACGGCGGGGCGUGGGGAUACCAGGGCAACACUGGGCAGCUUGGGGCGCAGCUGGCCAAUGAUUGGGAAGACGCCAUAGCGAAGGGCGUCAUCACACCCGAGAACAAAGACCACAUCAAGGCGGACGGCACAUUCGCCAAGCUUACCGACGGGGCGAGAGCAGCAUCUGCGGCCGUGGUCGACCUCCGCAUAAUCGACUCGUGGCGUCACCAGAAGGCGGGAUUUGCCGACGGCGUCGGGGUCGAGCCAGCCCUCAUCCCUCGCGAGGAAGGACGUCGCGUGUGGACUUUCGACAGGCCGCGAGACCCGAGAUGGCCCGUCGACUCAAACCCGGCCGAGCUCUGGAACAGCGAAAAGGUCGCCAAGGCGUUCAACUACCAAGCAAAGGAUUUGAUGAUGAUCGACGGGCGAGCAACUCCCGUGGUGAUUCAGAUCGAGCUGGGAGUCACCGCCCAGGAAGCCGUCAAGAUAUUCAAGGACCGCUGGGAGACUAUCAAGAAAUCCCAGAGAAUAUGGCACAUGAAGCGGCGAUACAGAGCGCAAGAAGGCCGCGACAUGCAUGAUCACCGCCCUACCAGCUAA
Molecule: messenger RNA, 933 nt
Organism: Gaeumannomyces tritici R3-111a-1
Lineage: Eukaryota; Fungi; Ascomycota; Sordariomycetes; Magnaporthales; Magnaporthaceae
Exons: 3
Coding region: 1-933 (310 amino acids)
Source: RefSeq, a predicted model, not a curated record